UUGCAUAACCCGCUGAGUGGCCAACGCGUGCGCACCACCAAACCACCUGACCACCGGACCAUCGAACCAGAGUGAGAGUUGAGGACUAACCGUCGUCGAAAGGAUGAAGAGCACCGCCGCUUGUCUGAUAGUCGCCCUUGCGGCGCUGUCCACCGCCCACUCGGCGCCCACCGAAGGUCAGGUGGCGCCCCAGUCCGCCACGCAACUAGCCCUGGACAUGUACCAUGGCUGCCUUAAGGACCUCAGUGUUUCCUGCGUGCGUCCCAAGGCCCUGCAGUGGUUCAACUCUGCCCUCCGGCAGCCGGAGGUGCGCAUCACCGAGCGCCUGUCGAUUGUCCGUACCGCGGAGAAGGUCGAGUCCCGAUCCAUGAACCCGGAGGAGCGCCUCUUCGACGACAUCGACAGCUAUCUGGGCAGCCACUCGCUGAGGAUCCAGGCUCCGGAGUACUUCCGCACCUCGGAAGCCCGCUCCCUGGUGCCCGACUUCCUCAUGUCGAAUCCGCUUACUCAGGGAGGAUUAGUUCCCCUGGCAGCUGCUAACGAAGGACGUGGCAUGAUCCGCAAGGCAGUUCUGCCCUUCCUUCUGGGCCUGAAACUGAAGACCACUGUGCUGGUGCCACUGGCCUUGGGACUCAUUGCCCUAAAGACCUGGAAGGCCAUGACCUUGGGCCUGCUCUCAUUGGUGCUGUCUGGAGCCUUGGUUAUUUUCAAGAUUGCCAAGCCCAAGAUUGUCAACUACGAGGUGGUGCACUAUCCCCAUCACGUGGAUCAUGUGGUGCCGCAUCACAUUGAGCACGUGGUGCCCCACCACAUCGAGCACGUGGUGCCCCACCACAUCGAGCACAUAGUGCCGCAUCACAUCGAUCAUCAUCUGGAGCACCACAUCGAUCACCACGUGGAUCUGCCCGUGGAGCACAUCGAGCACCUGGAGCACCCAUCGCCCGCCUGGGAUCCUCAUGCCUGGGCCCGAUCCUCGCAAGAGCCGCAGGAUGCCCAGGACUUGGCCUACGCGGGUCAGAAGUGAACAUGGGUCUAGAGACCAAAACCCCCCUUACGAAAUUCGGCCAAACUGUAACCUUAUUUAUUUCGUUCUAAGUUAAGUAGCUGAAACACACCGCUCUCGGCGUAUUGUUUAUUUAUUUAUUUAUUGAGAAGUGUACAAAGCAAAGACCACAAAAAGAACCAAACCCCCAAGGCGUUUUAAAAAGGUACUAAGUGGGAAUUAGCUCUGGUGUCCCUUUGUGUAAAUAUUACUGCAAUAAAAACAUGC
Messenger RNA from Drosophila melanogaster (fruit fly), 1270 nucleotides. It is a transcript of the gene Osi18, whose product is annotated as osiris 18. The record is from RefSeq and is marked reviewed. The transcript has 2 exons. The coding region runs from base 104 to 1024 and encodes 306 amino acids. NCBI's taxonomy places the organism in Eukaryota, Metazoa, Arthropoda, Insecta, Diptera, Drosophilidae.